GUGAUUUGAGAUUUAAGACAGCCUCUGGACUUGUUUUCCUGCUAUAAAGCUGCAGCGUCUUCAUUCUGCUUGUCUUCUAAAACAAACAUGAAGUCGUCUCUGUCAUUUGUAUGGACGGCUGCAUUUUUCCUCGCCCUUUUCUCUCAGUGUGUGAGCGGGAAGGACUGUGUGUGUGAGCUGAAGAACUUGGUGCGUCCUUUCCCAGUAGAGAAACUCGACUCCAUCCGCACUGCAGCUAACCAAUGCGUGAAAAGCAUGAAUGCGGCAGAGUUAUUGGAGGUGGAUGUACUGAUGCUAGGAUUGCAGCGGCGGUUGGAGCAGCUAGAAAAGAGUGUGUCUGUGUUGGAGAAGGAGGAUGAUGGUGAUCUGUAUGGAGCCGUGUCACUGCGAAUCAUUGAGCUCGAGCUCGCUGAGGUCCUGGAGCUUAUGGGUAAACUGAAGAAAACCAUCAACUCCCACAAGCAGCUCAGUGAGAGUACAGCCACCAAGGUGAAAAACAUGACAGAAGGCAUGCAGGAGCUUGAGGCUUUCGAUCUUUCGCACGUGGUGAGCAAACAGCGAGAAAAUCAGCGCAUAAAGAGAGACUUGGCUGAGUGUCAGCAUGAGCUUCAGGCCACCCCUCAGCCUCCCGCUCCUCGUCCACGACGCUGUCCACAAGGCCAAUUUGUCAAUGUGACAGGCCCUAGAACUUACGCCCUCACCCAGUACGGAACCUCGUACUAUUACGGUGCCUGGGGAAAAGACCCGAAACCUGCUCCAGGAAAGGAGGACAUGUACUGGCUGGUGGCUCUGACCAGCAGCAAUGCUUUCGCCAACUAUGUGCGGCAUUACAGCAGUUUGAGCACUAUACUGGUAGGCGUGGGUCCUGUGGACACCGUCAUUUCCUCCUCAAACCCCACCACAAACACCAUUAUCGGUCCUAACGUGGUGCAGUAUGGAAACGCGCUAUACUAUAGCUGCUAUAAUUCACCCUCUGUGUGUCGCUUUAACAUCUCCACCCGCUCCAUCAGCAAUACACCACUUCCACAAAACUCUGGCUUCAAUAACAAGUUUCCUUUUGGCUACUUGGACACCACGUACAUCUACACAGACUUGGAUUUCGCCACAGAUGAAUCUGGUGUCUGGGUCGUCUACACAGCACCGGACAAUUUUGGCAACGUGAUCCUUAGUGAAGUGAAAGAAGGAAGUCCUCCAUCUUUGGGCCGAACGUGGCGGACAUCACUGCACAAGCGCACUGCCACUAACACCUUCAUGGUAUGCGGAGUGCUUUACGCCACACGCUUCCUGGACAAACAGACAGAGGAAAUUUUCUACUCCUUUGACACAGAGACAAGGGAGGAGCGCUAUGAUCUGAAGAUCCACAUCAAGAAAAUGCAGACCAAUAUCCAGUCUCUGAAUUACAACCCACGAGACAGAAUGCUCUACGCCUACAGUGACUCAUACAUCGUCUCGUAUGAUGCUGUCUUCCAGUAAACAGUUAUCAAUUGUCAUCUCAUACAAUGCUGUCUUUCAGUAAACUGUUAUCUUCUCAUACAACAGUGUGACAGUGACUCAGAUUCCCCUUUCUAUAGAUGCUGGUGGUUUAUACCAUUCAAAAUUUGGGAUCUUUAAAUGUCAUGACAGAUUUUUUUUUUUUUUUUUUUAAAUUGUCUGUAGUUUUGUUUCUUUAAUUCCUUUUCAGAAUAUUAUCUGUACAAAUUAUUAUCUCUCAGUUAUUCUGGAAACACCUCUUUACCAAUAAAACAUGACUUUAUUUUAAUGAU
Messenger RNA from Pangasianodon hypophthalmus (striped catfish), 1763 nucleotides. RefSeq names its product olfactomedin-4. NCBI's taxonomy places the organism in Eukaryota, Metazoa, Chordata, Actinopteri, Siluriformes, Pangasiidae. Gene Ontology annotation, biological process: signal transduction. The coding region runs from base 88 to 1473 and encodes 461 amino acids. The transcript is spliced from 5 exons. The record is from RefSeq and is a predicted model, not a curated record.